GGCGCCGGGUGCAUUCUCUGCCCAUGUGUGCUUCAUGUGAACAGCGCAGGCUCCUUGUUGUUGACGCUAUCUCUGUGCACACUUUCCGCACAGUUACGGUAAAAAAGAAAAAGGUGGAUUCUUGGAAAAAAAUAGGAGUCUUCAUAGAAAAUACCACCCUAUUUCUGAUAAAAGCAACACAAUGUACUUAUUUUAGAAACAUGAAUGAAAUCUCACUCAUUUCAAGCCUAGCAAUAGUCUCACUGUCACAUGUCUAACUACCCAGUACAGUAAGUAUACAGUAUACUGUACAGCAGUUACACACAAUACUGAAAAACAAGAUGGGUGAAGCAGUUAGGAUAUGAGCAAAAAAUUGAUCUGCUUUUUUCUUAGAUGUUGGCCUCUCAGCAUAAUUACGCUACCACAAAUGUCACUUGAUCUUUAUAAUAACAUACUAUAUUGAUUGAAUCAGAAUCAGAAGACUUUUAUUGCCAUAGUCUGUGAACACAGUUCACAAACUAGGAACUUGCUUCGGUGAAAAAGUGCAACAUGAACACACUGAAUAAAUACAAAUACAAAUAAGGGCAUGCAGUUAAAAAGAUAUGCUUAAAAAAAAAUCAAGUGAAAUACUUAAAGGUAGAAAAAUAUAUACAACAGCAGCAUCAGAACAACAGUGCAAAGUGGCUUAUUAAAGUGACCGGUAUUAUAAAGUGUCCAGUUUAGUGCAGAUAUUAUAGAGUGUUCAUGAACCGUGUACUUAUAGUUUUAUACAAUUAUAAAUAAGAAUUUGUUCUUAUUGGGUUGCCUGGUAAAAUAAAGGUUUAAGACACUUUAUCUGCUAUUAUUCUGUCCCUUCAUUAUCAAUUUGUAGCCUUAUAGUUUUCACAGCUUGCACAGUAUUGUAUUUUAUUAUCUCUACACCUUUUAUCUCUACUAGGUUUAUAAUAUUUAGAUUUUUUUUAAUAUAUAUAUAUUUAGGCUCAUUCAUUUUUAAUAGCCUAGUUAUCUUAAUUUUUGGUUCCCGAUUUUCUAUUCUCCAGCUGUUCUCUAACUUCGUAUUGCAACAGUGGAAUUUCACAUAAAGGUUCACUUAUUUCUUAUCUAAAUACAUUCAGGCUACAGAAUCUACAAAAUGGUUAAAUAGGGCUACACAAAGUUAGAAAACACUCUGAUUUUGGUGCAAAUCCACACUGCAAAUGAUGAAAAUGGAAACAUGUGAUUUCUGGUCAGUGGGCAUUGAAUAUAUGAAUGAGCUGAGACUUGUUGCUGAGACAUCUUGUACCAAAUCGCUGAGUGUUGUUUUGUCAUUUCUCGUUGCGCACUGUGCUGGGUGUUUACGGCGGGAGGCUGCUCAGCCUCCUCAGCUGAUGUGAUGUCAACCCCGUGAACCACUCCGCUCCAAACACUCACCCUGCGCCCCGCUGCGUCACAAGACGCACAGAAAACCACUCUACCACAUUUUUACGCACAAAAGACGAUGUUGGACAAGGACAUUUCGGAGCACGGGCCACGGGAACUAACCCAAAACCCGCUACGAAAGAUAUGGAUGCCGCGGUGCAGUAACGGCUUGUCCCAACGACCCAUUACGCAGAGACGGGUCUGUAUGACAAACUGCCCCACAGUUAUUGUAACAGUUGGACUCCCAGCUCGAGGAAAAACUUACAUCUCCAAGAAGUUGACGAGAUAUUUAAAUUGGAUAGGCGUGCCCACUAAAGUUUUUAACGUCGGCCAGUACAGAAGAGAGUGUCUCAAGAUUUACAAGUCUUUUGAAUUUUUCCAACCAGACAAUGAAGAAGGCCUUAAAAUCAGACGACAAUGCGCCACAACAGCUCUGAACGAUGUCCGGCAGUACCUGAGCGUAGAGGGAGGACAAGUAGCAGUAUUUGACGCCACAAAUACAACAAGAGAAAGGAGAGCAACAAUAAUGAAAUUUGCCGAACAGAAUGGGUUCAAGGUAUUUUUUGUGGAGUCUGUGUGUGAAGACCCAGACGUCAUCGCAGAAAAUAUAGUGCAAGUGAAGUUGGACAGUCCUGACUACAUCCACACAAACUCAGAGGAGGCCAUAGAGGAUUUCAUGAAGAGGAUCAAAUGUUACGAAUCGUCCUAUCAGCCGCUGGACGAGACUCUAGACAAGGACCUGUCGUACAUUAAAGUAAUAGACGUGGGGCGGCGGUACCUGGUAAACCGUGUCCUGGAUCACAUCCAGAGCCGGAUCGUGUACUAUCUGAUGAACAUCCACAUCACCCCACGCUCCAUCUACCUCAGCCGCCAUGGGGAGAGCGACCUCAACAUCAAGGGACGCAUCGGGGGAGACUCCGGGCUGUCUGACCGGGGAAAAGAGUAUGCAAUGCAUUUGAGAAAGUUCAUCCAGGAGCAGCACAUUAAGGACUUGAAGGUUUGGACCAGUCAGAUGAAGAGAACCAUUCAGACGGCCGAGUGUUUGGGAGUGCCCUACGAGCAGUGGAAGGCUCUCAAUGAGAUCGACGCGGGCGUGUGUGAGGAGAUGAUGUACGAGGAGAUCCAGGAACACUUUCCAUUGGAGUUUGCUCUGAGAGACCAGGACAAAUACCGCUACAGAUAUCCCAAAGGAGAGUCGUAUGAAGACCUGGUUCAGAGACUGGAGCCGGUGAUAAUGGAGCUGGAACGACAGGAGAACGUUCUGGUCAUCUGUCACCAGGCCGUCAUGAGGUGUCUGCUCGCCUACUUCCUCGACAAAACUGCAGCUGAGCUGCCUUAUCUUAAAUGCCCUUUGCACACUGUCCUCAAACUGACCCCUGUGGCUUAUGGUUGUAAAGUGGAGUCCAUGUAUUUGGGUGUAGACUCCGUGAACACUCACAGAGACAGACCAACAAACGUGACGACACAGCGCAGCACAGAGGACGCUCUUCAGACAGUCCCGCCACAUUUCUGAUCCACUCCCUCCUUCUUAACACACUCCUGCCAUUGACUUUAAAAAAAUACUUUAAAAAUAUUAUUAUACAAAAUAAAAACAAAAAAACGCCACCAACCUCUUGUCUAGACCUCCAUUUUCAAUCUCCGGACAGAGAAAGAAGAACUAUUUAAUCUACAUAUCUCCGUCUGAGCACUUUCGUCUCUUUGUCCAUCACUGCAGUCUCUGUAUCUGUGAAGAACAAUAAUUUUUUAUAAAUGUGAAUGUCACUUUUAAUUUACAUAUUUUUUCUAAUGUUUUGUAUUGUUGACCAAGGUGCUUCUGCAGUAAUGUCUUACUUUUGCUGUUGUGUGAAGUAAAACAAAAACAAAAUCAAGUCUGAUCAAAAUAAAAGCCUUUACAAUAGAGAAAAAAAUAUAUUUAAAAAAUGGCUUAAAGAAGUGUACUCCAGGACUUGUGGUUUUGCAGGUAUGAUGUUGAUAAAACUAUCCUUCUGCUUAUAUACUGUGAUUUAAUGUAAUUAUUGUACUGUGUAAAUAAUAAUGACAAAUAAUGUUACUGCGGCAUUAAAUCAUUAUUCAUUGAAAA
This is a messenger RNA of Periophthalmus magnuspinnatus, 3457 nucleotides long. It is a transcript of the gene pfkfb4b, whose product is annotated as 6-phosphofructo-2-kinase/fructose-2,6-biphosphatase 4b. Gene Ontology annotation, cellular component: cytosol. The transcript has 14 exons. The record is from RefSeq and is a predicted model, not a curated record. Gene Ontology annotation, molecular function: fructose-2,6-bisphosphate 2-phosphatase activity; ATP binding; 6-phosphofructo-2-kinase activity. Bases 1457 to 2890 code for a protein of 477 amino acids. Lineage: Eukaryota; Metazoa; Chordata; Actinopteri; Gobiiformes; Gobiidae. Gene Ontology annotation, biological process: fructose metabolic process; fructose 2,6-bisphosphate metabolic process.